AUGGGACAAGGCUACUCCCUCACAACCCUGUCUGCAGGGUCAGCAGGGAUAGAUGUCCCCGAGCUCUCGGAUCUGGUGUAUGAGAAGUCAAUGGGUGGGGGCAGAUUCAUGAAGAGCAUCCGUGCUAGGCAACAAAACGGCCUGGUCUUUGUGAAGGUGAUCAUGAAGCCUUAUCCGACGAUGAAGCUAGAGUCUUAUGUCAAGGCAAUCAUUCGGGAACGUAAGCUCUUAUCUGAUGUGCCUAACGCAUUGAGCUAUGAAAGAAUUCUGGAAACCAGCACCAGUGGAUAUCUAGUCCGUCAGUACAUUCAUAGCUCCCUGUAUGAUCGAAUGAGCACCCGUCCAUUCCUCGAGGACAUCGAGAAGAAAUGGAUUGCCUUUCAGCUCUUGGGCGCUCUACGGGACUGUCACUCCAUGGAUGUUUUCCAUGGCGACAUCAAAACGGAAAACAUUCUAGUCACGUCAUGGAACUGGUUAUACCUGUCUGAUUUCUCUUCUUCGUUCAAGCCUACUUUCCUGCCCGAGGAUAACCCGGCAGACUUUUCGUUUUACUUCGACAUUUCAGGAAGACGAACCUGUUACCUCGCGCCAGAAAGAUUCUUGGUCGCUGGCGAAGAGCCGGGCAAUCGUCACGUCAAUUGGGCUAUGGAUAUCUUCAGUGCUGGCUGCGUCAUUGCUGAGCUUUUUCUCGAGUCGCCAAUUUUUACCCUCAGUCAAAUCUACAAAUAUCGAAAAGGCGAAUAUAGUCCAGAGCACGGCCCGCUCACGAAAAUCGAGGAUCCUGAAAUUCGUGAACUAAUUUUGCAUAUGAUUCAACUGGAACCCGAGUCUCGGUAUUCUGCAGACGAGUACCUGAAUUUCUGGAAGAACAAAGCCUUCCCGGAGUAUUUUUACAGUUUUCUCCAUCAAUACAUGUCACUCAUGACGGAUCCAUCUUCUGGCAGAACGAAGGUGGAUGCGGAGUCUGCCAACAGAGGCGAGACCGACGAUAGGAUAGAGCGAGUCUGUCUAGACUUUGACAAGAUCUCUUACUUCCUUGGUUCUUCAUCCCGAGGGCCUCAAGAUAUACCUAGCCUCGGCGGUUCACGACUCACGGGUGACAUACUUCCUGUAAAGCUUGAUCUGCCGGAGGGUGGGAACAAUCAAACAACUGGGACACAGCCGGAUGAGGGUGUCUUGAUUUUUCUGACACUUGUUGCUUCAAAUCUUCGGACUACAUCUAAAGCUUCAGCUCGCAUUAAAGCUUGUGAUAUUCUUCUAGCAUUUGCAGAAAGAUUGUCUGACGAGGCCAAGCUCGACCGUGUCCUGCCAUACAUUAUGAUUCUCUUGGCCGACCGAACAGACACUGUGAAGGUUGCGGCCAUCCGCACUUUAACACAAUUAUUGGAGAUGGUGCAGGUAGUAUCUCCAGUAAACGCAUAUCUCUUCCCCGAGUACAUUUUCCCGCGGCUUCAGCAUUUCGUCAUCUCUCACAAGAGCAAUCCGAGUGCUAUGGUUCGUGCUGCAUAUGCCUCGUGCAUCGCAUCCUUGGCGCAGUCAUCAUUAAGAUUCCUGGACAUGAUCCAGGCGCUGCGCUCUGAUACUCGUUUAACCGCUCUGAUUCCUGUCGGCUUCGAACCGCGAUGGACUGAAGAUGCUACAUACCAUAACCUUUAUGAUGUGGCUCGAAUUGAUCUUCUGGAGUAUUUUGAGGCUCACACAAAGGCGCUCUUGACCGAUACCGAUGCCACGGUCCGUCGAGCAUUCUUGGGAUCUGUGUCCAGACUUUGCGUCUUCUUUGGUAAUUUAAAAGCAAAUGAGGUAAUCCUCAGUCAUCUCAACACCUACCUCAACGACCGGGACUGGAUUCUAAAAUGCGCCUUUUUUGAGGCUGUCGUUGGUGUGGCUGCAUACGUGGGAAGCACCAGUUUAGAGCAGUACAUUCUGCCGCUGAUGAUCCAAUCCAUGACUGAGCCUGAGGAAUUUGUGGUGGAAAAGGUAAUUCGAUGCCUAGCAGCUAUGGCCGACCUAGGGUUAUUCCAGCGAUCAACAACAUGGGAUUUGCUCCAUAUUACCCUUGGAUUCUUAGUUCACCCGAACAUCUGGAUCAGAGAGGCUGCGGUGAACCUGGUCGUAAAAUCAACCAAGUUCCUGGCCGUGGCUGACAUAUACUCCAUUCUGACUCCCCUCAUUCGUCCUUUCCUUAAGGUCAAGAUCGUUGGCUUUUCCGAGCUUGAAAUACUCGAUGCUCUUAAGCGCCCAAUGUUGAGGAGCGUGUACGAGAUGGCAUUUCUCUGGGCCUCAAAAUCGGAUAAAGGGGUCUUCUGGAAAUCAGCGAGCCGUGAUGGUGCAUUCAGUCUUUCCGAGCCUGGAGCACACGGAUUCCGAGCUGGGCGUUCCUUUUCUUUAAGUGCACAUUCGAAGAACGAUGAAGAUGAACAGUGGCUUGCCAGGCUGCGAAAUCUUGGAAUGACCCCGGAGGAUGAUUUCAAGCUCAUUGCACUCAAGGAUUAUAUUUGGAGGGUCUCACUAAGGCAAGUAAGGGACAUCGAUUCCCAUUCCACGCCGCCGUGGAACGAUAUAAUUAGCCUAGCUCACCAUGGUCUCACACCUCAAACGGUUUUCUUUGAUAAGAACCUCAACGACAAGCCACAAAGUACGUCCCGGGAUCGAACUGAAAGUCCAAGGCCUGAAGAAUCGAGGCCGCGAACUAUCGCUGAUGCGCUGCUCGAUGCCUCCACGACUAUUGAGCGGGCACCUCAUUCCGGGCACAAGCAUAAUCGAUCACGGAGCCAGCUCCAUAAGGGGAUAGACAUCCGCCCGAGUCGACAGGGAGACAUGGCAGUGGGCUCCUCUCCAUCUUCUCCUGCGGCUUCAUCCCCUGCUGGUGGUCCUGGAACUCGACCGUCGCCUUCGCCAAAUUUAGAUAUGCCUACUCCUGCUCGCCGACUGAGUUCUGGGCAAGAGAGCACCUCAACAACGCCCACAAAUGCGGACAACAUGUCGCUUAGAAGCGAGAGAGUUCAAAAGAAAUCUAGCGCAAUAAAUCUUCUCGGGCGCAAUGAGACCGCAAAGGCAUAUGCGGAAACAAGCACAAAUUCUGCCAAUGCGUUUGGAAAGGUGGAUGCCCCCGUUCAAAGAGGCGGAACUCCCCAGCCAUCAGGUCUCCACCAGGCCAUUGAACGCAUGCCAGUCCAGGCAGCAGCACGGCGGUAUCGUGCCAAUCACUCAUAUGAAGGCGAUGACCCGACCGUUUUGCGACUACUGGACAAUGUUUUUGCUGACAACUACCCAACUGAUUUGUUCGACCUGGGUCCAUACGUCAAAGAAUUGGAUCUACGACAACCAAUCCGCAAAGCCAACUCGCACGAUCCUAAUAAGAUAUGGCGGCCCGAGGGGAACUUGGUGGCGACCUUUGGCGAGCACAGCGGGCCCGUGAAUCGCAUUGCGGUGCCACCGGAUCAUUCUUUCUUUGUCACUGCGUCCGAUGACAGCACGGUCAAAAUCUGGGAUACGACGCGCUUGGAAAGAAACUUGACACCUCGCUCCCGCCAGACCCAUCGCCAUGCGCCCGGAGCACGGGUCCAGGCUUUGACUUUCGUUGAAAAUACGUACACCUUCGUGAGCGGCGCGACAGAUGGUAGUAUCCAUGCUGUUCGGGUCGACUAUCAUAGAGCCAACGAGACCGUACGCUACGGGAAGCUUCAACUGGUUCGCGAAUACCAAUUACCUGUCAUGGAGAAUGGAUCCCCCGAGUAUGCUGUCUGGAUGGAACACUUCCGGGACGAAGGCCAUUCAACUCUUCUCGUUGCCACCAACGCCUGCCGCAUUCUCGCGUUAGACAUGAAGACCAUGCUACCGGUUUACACCCUGGAGAAUCCCGUGCAUCACGGAACUCCAACCACCUUUUGCUGUGAUCGUCGACACACUUGGCUUCUUGUCGGCACGACGCAUGGUAUCUUGGAUCUGUGGGACCUUCGGUUCCGAGUGCGACUCAAGGCGUGGGGUCUUCCCGGCUGGGGAUCAGUCCAGCGAAUCCAACUACACCCUACAAAACCACGUGAGCGCUGGGUUUGCGUAUCUAGCAGCGGCAGCCACGGCAAUGAAAUUACAGUAUGGGAUAUUGAGCGAUUUAGGUGCCGCGAGGUCUACCAGGCGACGCCACUGGACACGCACGAGAACAAUUCCAAUGGAACGCAUCGUGUCUCCCGUCCCACCAACACCCGUGGCCACCGAAUCCUGGCGAAAGACUUUGAAGCAUGGCCCGUAGAUGAAGACCGACCGGAGGGUAUGCUCAGUCGCUUUGCUACCGCCAGCCCUGCGGCGACGGGCAUGCCACCAAGCACCGGAGAAAACGGCUCUGGGUCACCACCCAACCACCCCUCCGGAGAUCGACUUGGGACGUGGGCAUUUACAGUGGGUCUCAAUGCCCCUGAUGACGACAAAGCGUCUAGUAGCCGGUGCGGGUUCAUCGUGUCUGCGGGGUGCGACCGAAAAAUCCGGUUCUGGGAUCUUGCCCGCCCGGAGCUGUCGAUGAUUGUUAGUGGGAUGGAUGCCGUGUCGGAGGGUACUAACGCUGGCAAGCCGCGUUACGAACUAUCUCAGCCUGGACCGAACCUUGUGGUGACAACCGAGCACCUGCCCAAUGCACCUGGCAGCGGACAGACCGCGGGAGGGUCGCGGAAGGCAAGCUCACGGCCUCCCCGCAGCACAGUGAUUAGUCUCCAGCAGCAGAUGCUUCUUAAGAGUCAUUUGGAUAUCAUCCAAGACGUUGCUGUGUUGCGACAACCGUAUGGCAUGAUUGUCAGUGUUGACCGGGCGGGCAUGAUCUACAUCUUCCGAUGA
Messenger RNA from Penicillium longicatenatum, 4824 nucleotides. RefSeq names its product ubiquitin-binding serine/threonine protein kinase VPS15. Gene Ontology annotation, biological process: protein targeting to vacuole; protein phosphorylation; autophagy of peroxisome. Bases 1 to 4824 code for a protein of 1607 amino acids. Lineage: Eukaryota; Fungi; Ascomycota; Eurotiomycetes; Eurotiales; Aspergillaceae. Gene Ontology annotation, molecular function: protein serine/threonine kinase activity; ATP binding; protein binding. Gene Ontology annotation, cellular component: phosphatidylinositol 3-kinase complex, class III, type I; nucleus-vacuole junction; phosphatidylinositol 3-kinase complex, class III, type II. The record is from RefSeq and is a predicted model, not a curated record. The transcript has 3 exons.